Molecule: messenger RNA, 2118 nt
Organism: Cheilinus undulatus (humphead wrasse)
Lineage: Eukaryota; Metazoa; Chordata; Actinopteri; Labriformes; Labridae
Gene: lysmd4
Product: LysM, putative peptidoglycan-binding, domain containing 4
Exons: 3
Coding region: 137-937 (266 amino acids)
Source: RefSeq, a predicted model, not a curated record
GAAGAGGUAGGCUAAGUAGCUGCUAGUUAGAGCUACCAGUUGCUACCAUGUAAGCAAGUCAAGCUGAGGUUAGACCUUUCGGGAAAGGCAGUGACUGGAAUUACCGUCGUGAAAGCGUUUUAAUAAGGCUUUCAUUAUGCGGCGGGGGGAGCACGUUGCAAGGGCUUUCCAGGCCCCUGUGGAUGUCCAUGCUAGUGCGGAUGGCCAGGUUUACAUGUUCAGAAGGAUGCCGAAUGAGUCCGCUGCUUCUUCAGAUGAUGAGGAGCUUAUCGUCACAGAGAUGAGGCCUCGAGUGUUCAGAGAGCAAGACCAGGACAGUCAGAGGAACAUCCAGCUGCUUGAACGGGAGGUGUCAGACGGUGACAACCUCAACAAGCUUGCACUGCAAUAUGGCUGCAAGGUAGCAGAUAUAAAGCGGAUUAACAACCUUAUGCAGGAACAAGAUCUAUUUGGACUGAAAUCUAUCAAAAUACCUGUUCAGAAACACAGCUUUUUAACAGAGGGUUACGCAGAUCUCACUGAACCUCAUGAAGAAAGUCCACAUUCAUCUGCCACACCGGUGAGGUCUCAAGACAGAGGAAGAGCCCAGCCACAUCUUCAGGAGGCCACAGACUUUCUAAUGGAGGUGGACCAGGACAUUGAGAGACUGAUUCAGACGACAAAUGAUCAAGAUGACGAUUUCUUGGAGAACAGAGGGAGGUUUGGGUUUAAAGGACGGGGUCUGACCUGGCACGGUGCGGACUGGGGAAUCCAGUGGUGGAACGCUGUGGUGGCCAUGCUCCUCAUAGGCAUCGUCCUGCCUUUAUUUUAUGUUAUUUAUUUCAAAACAAAAGAUAAUGGUGUAGUUUCACCAACAGAUGGCAGUGGAGCUACACAGGCUCCAGGCAACUCUUCUAACAUCUCAGGACUAGGCCUUGCUUUAAGAGGAGAUGGAUAGUACAGGCUUGAAUUUAAGAAAACUAGAAUGGUACUGGUCAGCUAAGAUGCUACUAGAAAGAAGAACAAGCCAAAUUUUAAACAUUUGACUCAAGUGCAAUACCACCACUUUAACUAUCUUCACCAGCAGAGCAAACCUUGUAUACAAACAUUAUGGUACUUCAGGUAAAAACCUCUAUUCUUUUCUUCAAGUGAAAUAUCAAAUGUCUGUCACCGAAAUGGGAAUUUUGCUUCCAUAACCACAUUGGGGCUGGUAAAAUUUUUCUCUUUGGGUCAUUCAUUUAGAUUUUGAGCUUUCUAUGUGAAUAAUACACUGAUUUGCACCUAUUGCAGGCUCUAUGCCAAGGUACAGAGAAAAAGAAAUAGUAAAUAAUAGUAGUGUAGUUAACAUUUUUAGACAUUUUCAAAGCAUUUUUUAAUUGCUUUGGAUGACAGUGACAUCAUAUUCACUGAUACAGAUAUACCUUUGAUACUUCUUUUCCUGCCAACCAAAAAAAUCAGGCGCUAGUAUUAAAUGGUCAUUAGCUCCCCACUCAUUUCUAUGGAGGCUUAAUCAUUACCUGCCUUUUCACCAGUGCCUGUUGUCAGUAUAAAUACACAAGGAGCAUUAAAAUCCCAGGUACAUUUUCUAUCACCUCUUUUUUAUAAAGUCAUAUAUUUUAAAAUUUUGCUUAUAAAUUGUAAGAAGUGAGACAUCUGUGAUAUCCUCUUGUUAAAGCUGAGUGUAAACAGUAUUUGCUAUGGGUUUUAGUAUCACUUGUGUGCCUUAACUUAUUUGUGUGUGUGUGCCUUGUUAAGUUAUUGCCAUACACCUCAUACCUUUGUAUAGUUCUACACACACCGAAAUUAAAACAUUGUAGUUACGAUAUGAAAUUGGUGCAAUCUAUGAAAUUGUGUUUGAUUUUAUGUGUUCAUGUGACAACUUGCAAGAGAUUUGCAUGUUGAAAAUGACCUGUAAGAUAAAUGCAAGUGCCUUAAGCUUUUUAUAGUAUUGUGCACUACGUCUUACAUAUGUUUGUGUGGCUUCUCCAAUGCACUUUAAAUGAAACUGGAAUGGAUAUUUUUCAAACAUUGGAGUCACUUUGUCAUCCAUUUUUGAUAGAAGAUGUGACACAAUGAAUGUGAAGGAGUUGUUCUUCAGCAUGGUCCUAGUUGAAUACAAACUUAACAUGUGAAAGUGUU